Messenger RNA from Eurytemora carolleeae, 1655 nucleotides. RefSeq lists its product as uncharacterized. Gene Ontology annotation, cellular component: nucleus. Gene Ontology annotation, molecular function: inositol-1,3,4,5,6-pentakisphosphate 2-kinase activity; ATP binding. Bases 72 to 1640 code for a protein of 522 amino acids. The transcript has 7 exons. NCBI's taxonomy places the organism in Eukaryota, Metazoa, Arthropoda, Copepoda, Calanoida, Temoridae. Gene Ontology annotation, biological process: inositol phosphate biosynthetic process. The record is from RefSeq and is a predicted model, not a curated record.
UACAACUAUUUUCGUUACUGGUGCUUCAUAUUUCUAUUUUCAGAGAACAUGGAGGGUUCUCAUCUAGUAGGAUGAAGCAGAAGGGGGUUGAGGAGGUGUCCCUGGUGGGGGAGAGCGUGACCUACCUGGGAGAGGGGAACGCGAACCUCGUGGUGGCAAUCAGGGACAAAGAUCUUGUCAUCAGGUUUCCUAAGAGUAAGUUUGCUGAGAAAUGUCAAGACGAAAAACUGAAAGCUAUCUCCUCCUACCUCAACCUCGUAAUACGUCCUCUACUCGGAGAUAGGUUUCUCAAUCCUGUAUCCGUGGUUAAAAUAUCUCUGGAGGAUUUAGAGCUUGUAAAGAAGAAGGUGAGGGUAGAGAGACCGAUGGAAAGAUGUGUCAAGGAUAUAUUUUAUCCAAUGGGAAUUCUAAUGACUGAUCUAACCCGGCCUUCUCAACACUUCUCCACUCAUGGAAUAGGUUCAACGAUAUCUGUUGAAUUGAAACCCAAGAUGGGUUUCCUGCUGCCUGAGAACUGUUCACAUCCGUCCCUCUGCAACUUCUGCCUCAAGCAGUUCUACAAGGUGGAGCAGGGUAUUACAGAUACCCUAAGCGGAUACUGUCCCCUCGACCUAUUCUCCGGGAACAAGAUUAGAAUGUUCUCAGCUAUCAAGGCCUUGAUGCGAAGUCCGCAGAAUAACAUGAGAAUAUUCGGGGAUGGAGCUAUUCUCCAUGGGAAAGAAUCAACUGAAGUUCCAAGAUGUUCCAAGCUCAUAUCUCAAGUAAUUGAAAACGAAGAUGUUCUUGCUCAGGUCCUUGUUACCGCACUUAGCUCUGAGUAUAGGCCGGAUACGGUACAUACAGUCAACCCCAAUGAGUUCAACCCUACGGCCAUUCCACAUCUCAGUUCCAAACUCCUGGCUGUUGAAAAGAGUCAAAAAUCUCACUCGGUAAAGUCUGAACAACAAUGCAAGGUGGAAGAAGAUUUAAUAUCGUCUUCACACCCCAACUCUCAAACGAAAAUAUAUUGUAAAGCCAACUGUGAUAUAAUUAUUUGCUCCGAUCCUGCCGGUUCAAAUCUUUGCCGCCAAAAUAGAUCUGAUGAGAGCAUGAAUAAUCCACCACGUGAUAACCGGAAACCGGUACAGAAACAUGUCUGCUACUCCAAACCAGACGCCAUCUUGAAAAAGAAUUGUGGAGCUACGAGGUUGGAUUCUGAGGAUGAGUUGACUCCAGGUUCAGUUCUUCAUACUAUCCUGGAGUUGCAGAAGAUGAACAGUAUCACCGAUCGUCAAGCACUAGACAUCCUUGAGAGUUUGAUUAAAGAAGGUCAAAACCUGGAGGAUUUACAGAACCUGGUGAUCCAGCCUGCAGAGGAGUUGGAUACUGAACUCGUCUCGGAGUCCAUCCAACUUCUGCGUAACUAUAUCCUUUACGCAACAGCUAAAGAUCUUUCAAUGUUUAUAACCCUGCGGAAAUUAAAGAACCCGAAGGGGGCUAGUCUUCCCAAAAUCACGGUAAAUAAUCAGACAUAUUGCUUCAGCAUUAAAAUCAUAGAUCUGGAUCCGAAACAUGUUCACAGAAUCUCUAAGUACGUGAGUCAGAAAAAGGAAUGGUUGCGGAGCUGUACACAGACGGAAUAUUCUCUGUUCUCCCAAUAAAUAGGAUACACCCAU